Molecule: messenger RNA, 1125 nt
Organism: Knipowitschia caucasica
Lineage: Eukaryota; Metazoa; Chordata; Actinopteri; Gobiiformes; Gobiidae
Source: the annotation of a GenBank genome assembly
AUGAAAAUGAGUCAAGAGGUGCAGAGGUAUGGCUUGGACUCUCUGCUGCUGAAGGGGACAGUGGAGUCCAUCGUUCCUGUGAUGCAGCCUCUAGGGGGCAGCAUGGACCCCACAGACCACAGAAGAGUCCGCUACUUCCAGGUCGGGCUCCGGGACGGCUCGGAGCUCCUGGCCCGCCACGUUGUCAUGGCAACUGGACCGACUCGGGCGCAGAUGGCCAACGUCCCGUCCUGGGUGUCCGCCAUAGGAGAGAAUUACCCAGAGGGGGCGCUGCAGCACACUGUCCGCCUGAUGCAUCACCUGCCCCUGAGUCAGACCUCACAAACACAAGGUCAGCAGGUUGUGUGCACAGAGGGUCAGAGGGUGAUGGUCGUGGGAGGAGGUCUGACCAGUGCACAUGUCGUCUCCAUUGCUCUCCAGCAGGGGGCGAGCCACGUCACCUGGGUCAUGAGGAAGUACUUGCAGUUGAAGCAGUUUGACGUGGGCGACGUGGAGAGCCUGGUGGGGCGCUACUCUCACGUGGAGCACGGCAUUCAGAUGGACGGACGACCGUUCCUGCUUCAGUUUUACAGCGAGAAAAGCCUCCACAGACGCCUGGCCAUGAUCCGACAGGCACGGAAGGGAGGAGCAGUGACGCCCGAGGCCUACGCCCACCUGCAGCCUUUUAUCCAGGCGGGCCGCGUGCAGAUCCAGACCCACUGUGAGGUGAAUGAAGCCAGAUGGUGCUACAGGAGCCAGGCGUGGUCCCUCGCUCUCACCACUGGGGGGCAGUGGAGCGGGGACGUGAUCUGGCUCGCGACCGGGUGCAAACUGGAUGUGAAGCAAGACCCCCUGCUGUGCGACGUCUUCAAAGAGUUUCCCAUUCAGGUGCUGGACGGCUUGCCCUGUGUCUCAGAGAGUCUGCAGUGGACUGAGGGCUGUCCUCUGUAUGUGAUGGGACAAUACUCUGCUCUCCAGAUCGGGCCCCAUGCUGUGAACCUGGCUGGAGGACAAGCAGCGAGUUACAGAAUCGCAAAACACAUCCAACACCAGCUUCAACCUCAGACAGAAGACCAGAGACACCAGAGCCACAAGUCCAAACCAGAGGAGUUUGUCAACCAGAUGCACAGUUUAAUGUGGCUUUAG